AGAGAGUAGUUAAUUCCGGUGGUUUGCUGCUCAUCUACUUCUACCCACCUUCGUCUCUUCCGUCGAAUUCAAUUCUUCUUCCCCCACUUCCCAUCUCUCUCUCUCCCCUUAAAAAACCCUAAUUUUCUCUUCUCAUUUGACUGAAAAACCAUUUCUUUCUCUCAUGGAGAUCUGUACUUACUUCAAAUCCCAGCCCACCUGGCUCCUCGUCCUCUUCGCCCUCGGCUCAAUCUCCAUCCUCAAAUUCGUCUUCUCCCUCCUCAGAUCUUUCUACAUCUACUUCCUCCGACCCGGCAAGAAUCUCCGGCGAUACGGAUCCUGGGCCAUCGUCACCGGACCCACCGACGGUAUCGGUAAAGCUUUCGCCUUUCAGUUAGCCCAGAAAGGUCUCAACCUCGUACUCGUCGCUCGUAACCCCGACAAGCUCAACGAUGUCUGCGAUUCGAUUAGAUCCAAGUACAGUAAUACCCAGAUCAAGACGGUGGUGAUGGAUUUCUCCGGAGAUAUCGAUGAAGGCGUGAGGCGUAUCAAGGAGACGAUCGAGGGUUUGGAGAUUGGUAUUCUGAUUAACAACGCUGGGAUGUCGUAUCCUUACGCUAAGUACUUCCACGAGGUUGAUGAAGAUUUGCUUAAUAACUUGAUCAAGAUCAACGUUGAAGGAACCACCAAGGUUACUCAGGCUGUGUUGCCUAAUAUGCUUCAGAGGAAGCGAGGAGCCAUUAUCAAUAUGGGUUCUGGUGCUGCUGCUCUUAUCCCUUCGUAUCCUUUCUACUCUGUUUAUGCCGGCGCCAAAACGUACGUGGAUCAGUUCACAAGGUGUCUCCAUGUUGAGUACAAGAAGAGUGGGAUUGAUGUUCAAUGCCAGGUUCCCUUGUAUGUUGCGACAAAGAUGACAUCAAUAAGAAGAGCAUCUUUCUUGGUGGCAUCUCCAGAGGGAUACGCAAAGGCAGCACUGCGUUUUGUAGGCUAUGAAGCACGGUGCACACCGUACUGGCCUCAUGCCCUCAUGGGUUUUGUUGUCUCUGCAUUGCCCGAGAGCGUUUUUGAAUCCUUUAACAUUAAGAGGUGCCUCCAGAUCCGGAAGAAGGGUCUGCUUAAAGACUCCAGGAAAAAGGAAUGAAAACUUUUUGUCAGGGCUUAAGUUACUGCAAGACUUUCUUCUUCUUGCAGUUGGUAUCUUGAAAGUUACUGUUCUUGAUCUUUGUAAGACUUGUAAGCUAUUAUUAGUUUCUCCAUGUUCCCCAGAUUGUUUCCGUGUUCUAAAAUUCAAAAGACUAACGUA
Eutrema salsugineum is the source of this 1282-nucleotide messenger RNA. RefSeq names its product very-long-chain 3-oxoacyl-CoA reductase 1. Bases 164 to 1120 code for a protein of 318 amino acids. The transcript is spliced from 3 exons. Gene Ontology annotation, molecular function: ketoreductase activity. The record is from RefSeq and is a predicted model, not a curated record. Lineage: Eukaryota; Viridiplantae; Streptophyta; Magnoliopsida; Brassicales; Brassicaceae. Gene Ontology annotation, cellular component: endoplasmic reticulum.